AUGCGGAAUUCACGAUUUCGUGGAAGCAAUUCUGGUUCUUUCCAGAGUAACCGUUGGUGGUGGUGGUGGUCAGUGGCGUUGGAUCGUGUCUUGUCGUUUUUGGUUAGAGUCUUGGCGAGUGUACAGAGAGUGUGGAGUAGGUUUGUAUCGAUGGGGUUGGGAAGUUUGUACAGAAGGAGGGUGAAAGUCUUCUCUGUAGCUAUCCUCAUUUACCUCGAUUACAAGAGUGUGCAGCAGAGAGAGAAGUGGAUUAAGAAGUCAAAGGUUCCAGCUUUAUGGGAGAAAGCUCAUGAACGUAACGCCAAGCGUGUGUUGAAUUUGAUUGUGGAGUUGGAAGGGCUUUGGGUGAAGCUAGGACAGUAUCUAUCCACUCGUGCUGAUGUUCUUCCUCAGGCUUAUAUAUCUCUUCUCACUCAGUUGCAAGACUCUCUCCCUCCUCGCCCUUUGCAGGAGGUUCGUCGAACCAUUGAAAGAGAACUUGGGGAUUCCAUGGAAGUUCUGUUCACCGAUUUUGCUAACGAGCCUUUAGCAACUGCUUCGAUAGCACAGGUUCAUCGUGCUACUCUAGCUAAUGGCCAGGAUGUGGUUGUUAAAGUUCAGCAUAAUGGCAUUAGAGCUAUUAUCUUAGAGGACUUGAAGAAUGCAAAGGCCAUUGUUGAUUGGAUUGCGUGGGCGGAACCGCAGUAUGAUUUUAACCCCAUGAUAGAUGAAUGGUGCAAGGAAGCUCCAAGGGAGCUAGACUUCAAUAUUGAAGCUGAGAAUACUAGAACUGUAUCCAAGAAUCUUGGGUGCAAGAAGACUAAUGGUGAAGGUAGAAGUGACAACCGGGUUGAUGUCUUAAUUCCAGAUAUAAUCCAGUCGUCUGAGAGUGUACUCAUUCUUGAGUAUAUGGAUGGGAUUCGCUUGAAUGAUGUGGAGUCUCUAGAUGCUUUUGGUAUAGAUAAGCAAAAGAUCGUAGAAGAGAUCACUCGUGCAUAUGCUCACCAGAUAUAUGUUGAUGGUUUUUUCAACGGCGACCCUCAUCCAGGAAAUUUUCUUGUUAGUAGGGAGCCACCACAUCGCCCUAUUUUACUUGAUUUUGGGCUUACAAAGAAACUCUCACACCCCUUGAAACAAGCACUAGCCAAAAUGUUUCUAGCAUCUGCAGAGGGAGACCAAGUGGCGCUCUUGUCUGCCUUUGCAGAAAUGGGACUGAAGCUGCGGCUCGAUCUUCCAGAUCAGGCAAUGAGUGUGGCAGGUCUCUUCUUCCGAUCUUCAACUCCAUCUAAUGAAGCUCUGAAAACGCUGAAAACCUUGAACGAUCAAAGAAUGAAAAAUAUCAAAGUUAUACAGGAAAAGAUGCAGCUCACCCCUAAAGAAGUUAAACGCUUCAAUCCGGUAGAUGCAUUCCCUGGUGAUAUUGUUAUUUUUGCAAGGGUCAUUAAUCUACUCAGAGGACUUUCAUCCACUAUGAAUGUUCGGAUUGUUUAUCUGGACAUCAUGAGACCAUUUGCUGAAUCUGUUCUGUUGGGGAGUAUUAGUCGAGGACCAACCGUAGAUGCCUCUUGGAUACAUGACUCGCCGGUCCAUUCUGAUGUAGAGUUCAAACUGAGGAAGCUGCUUGUUGAGCUUGGGAGUAUUCAGAAAAUACUUGGGAUUCAGGUGUGUGCAUAUAAAGAUGGGAAAGUGAUUAUUGACACUGCUGCUGGAGUGCUUGGAAGAUAUGACCCUCGUCCGGUUCAGCCCGAUAGUUUGUUUCCUGUUUUCUCUGUGACCAAGGGUAUCACUGCCGGAAUGAUGCAUUGGCUUGUCGACAAAAGAAAACUCCAGCUAGACCAGACUGUAGGAGAUAUAUGGCCAGGCUUCGCAUCAAAUGGAAAAGAUGUCAUAAAGGUCCAUCAUGUGCUGAACCAUACAUCAGGGCUGCACAGUGCCUUUGACCCUGUAGGAGAAAACCCUCUGCUUAUAUGCGACUGGGAUGAAUGUUUGAAACGGAUUGCUAAUUCAUCACCUGAAACAGAGCCUGGCAGUCAGCAGUUUUAUCACUAUCUCACGUUUGGAUGGCUAUGUGGUGGUAUCCUCGAGUAUGCUUCUGGAAAGAAGUUCCAGGAGAUUCUUGAAGAAUCUAUUGUAAAACCUCUAAAGAUUGAUGGAGAACUGUACAUUGGUAUCCCCCCAGGUGUUGAAUCUCGGCUUGCCACAUUGACGCUGGACACGGACGAACUAAGCAAGCUUCCAUCCAUUGCUAGUCAGCCUGAGCUUCCUUCUACAUUUCAGCCUGAGAAGAUCUUACAAAUGGCAACCAGCUUACCAGUCUUAUUCAACACAUUGAAUGUGCGCAGAGCCAUAAUCCCUGCAGCUAAUGGACACUGCUCGGCUCGUGCGCUUGCUAGGUACUACGCAUCCUUAGCAGACGGCGGUCUAGUGCCACCGCCACAUUCCUCAUUAUCCCAGCCGCCACUUGGCAGCCAUGCCCAUGUUCCCAAAUUCUCAUCGGUGAAUGACACAAAGAAAAAGAGAAAGGGUAAGGAGAUGAUGGCGUCUACACAAAAGCUUAAACCAAAAGGUCAUAAAGAGAAGAGGCUCUAUGAUGAGGAGCAGUUUAUGAGUACAGAAAGUUUAGCCAGUCUUGUUAGUGAUACUAGCAAUGAUCAUCAAGAUGAUGAUGUUCGGAAUAUAUUUAGCAAUCCGAGGAUCCAUGAUGCUUUUAUGGGUGCUGGAGAUUACAGUGGGUUAGUACUGCCUGAUGGGAAGUUUGGACUUGGAUUUAAGCGUGUGACUUCACAAGAUGGGUCUCUUGUUGGUUUUGGACAUUCAGGGAUGGGAGGAUCAACAGGCUUCUGCGACAUCGAAAACAGAUUUUCCAUUGCAAUAACAGUUAACAAGAUGUCUCUAGGAGGUGUAACUGCUAGUAUUAUCAGGCUGGUUUGCUCAGAGUUGAAUAUCCCCUUGCCAAAGGACUUCUCCAUUGCAAAUGGUAUGGGUCUAGAGUUGGAGAUGGGUACUCCUCUAAUCAACUAAGGUUACUUUCUCUAUGUAAGUUUUGCCUGCUCAUGUGCUACAACAUACGUAGCGGUUCUUCGAAUCGCCUCAAAUAGCUAAUAGACAAUGCUGAAAAGUAUAGUGUAACGAUUUUUGUUUGUUUGUAUGUAUGCUCAAGGAUCUUGUUCGAGCAAUUCCUUAUAGUUUUAUAAUCUUAUGCAUCUAUACCAUAAAU
This is a messenger RNA of Brassica rapa (field mustard), 3196 nucleotides long. RefSeq lists its product as uncharacterized. Lineage: Eukaryota; Viridiplantae; Streptophyta; Magnoliopsida; Brassicales; Brassicaceae. The record is from RefSeq and is a predicted model, not a curated record. Gene Ontology annotation, cellular component: Golgi apparatus; endoplasmic reticulum.